Molecule: messenger RNA, 610 nt
Organism: Pungitius pungitius (ninespine stickleback)
Lineage: Eukaryota; Metazoa; Chordata; Actinopteri; Perciformes; Gasterosteidae
Product: histone H4
Exons: 1
Coding region: 7-318 (103 amino acids)
Biological process (GO): nucleosome assembly
Cellular component (GO): nucleosome
Molecular function (GO): protein heterodimerization activity; structural constituent of chromatin; DNA binding
Source: RefSeq, a predicted model, not a curated record
AAAAAUAUGAGCGGCAGAGGAAAGGGAGGAAAGGGACUCGGCAAAGGAGGCGCUAAGCGUCACCGUAAAGUCCUCCGUGAUAACAUCCAGGGAAUCACCAAGCCCGCCAUACGCCGUCUGGCUCGCCGUGGUGGAGUGAAGCGCAUCUCCGGUCUGAUCUACGAGGAGACCCGCGGUGUGCUGAAGGUCUUCUUGGAGAACGUGAUCCGUGAUGCCGUCACCUACACCGAGCAUGCUAAGAGGAAGACUGUGACCGCCAUGGAUGUGGUCUAUGCCCUGAAGAGACAGGGACGCACCCUGUACGGCUUCGGAGGAUAAACACUGACUUCUGUUAUCGACAUUAAAACGGUCCUUUUAAGGGCCACACACACAUUCUGAAGAGCUGACUUCCUUAAGGCUGCAAACUGUUAAUUUUAAUGAAAUUCUCCCUAAAAGUGUAUUUUCAAUUUUGGAGCUUCAAAUUCUUUGACUAUAGAUGAACAACUAUGUAUACUGUAUCUAUAUCCCUUCAUUAAUCACAGAUGAGAACCUUUAGACUGUCAACAUACGUUAUUUAAUGAAUUGUUGAGACUUUUGCAUUCUUAUGUACUUAAGCUAUAUAUAUGUUAAG